UAUAUAUAUCUCACAAUCUUUUCUUCUUGUUCGUGAGAUUCAUCUUGCCGUGACUGUUCUAAUCUUUGGAGGGCAGUGUAGCGUCGGAUGUCGUCCACAUCCACUGGAGGAGACCAGUGUAAAUUUGAAAAGAAUUGUAGCUAAACGGGUGUACGUCAAGGACCAAAAGUCAACAAUGGAGAACUCCUCUGAUGACUACAGGAUCCAGUCGCUUGAUCUGGACACACAGGAGACAGCGGUAAAAGAUCCUAGUGCGGUGAACCUGGAAAAAGUUUCCCACAUCAUUGUGGACCAGUCGUUAAAAGACCAGAUUUUCAGCAAAGAGGCUGGGCGCAUCUGCUACACCAUAGUCCAGGCUGAAGCCAAGCAAAACAAUGGAAAUGUCUUCAGGAGAAACCGACUGCAGCAGGAGUUCAAAGUCCGUGAAGAGACCAGGGGGCGCUCUCUGCAGGAGUGGGUUUGCUACGUCACCUUCAUCUGUAACAUCUUCGACUACCUCAAAGUGAACAACAUGCCGAUGGUAGCCUUGGUCAAUCCUGUGUACGACUGUCUGAUGAGAUUGGCCAAACCUGAUGCUUUAUUAAAUGAGGAGGAGGUGGACUGUCUGGUGCUGCAGCUGCAUCGCAUUGGUGAACAGCUGGAGAUGAUGAACAGCCAGCGCAUGGACGAUCUCUUCUUCCUGCUGCGUGAUGGCUUCCUGCUCCAGGAGGGCCUCACUUCCAUGGCUCGUCUGCUGCUGCUGGAGAUCCUGGAGUUCAGGGCUGGCGGCUGGAUACUAAGUACCACCGCCCACAAGUACUACUACAGUGAAAUUGCGGACUAAGACAGACAGCUUGAUGGUGGCGAGAACCUCUGUUUGCAGUUGUGUUAAAAGUGCCACUGAGUUUAAAACCAGCAAAUACCUGAAAGACAGACAGAUACUGAUGUCUGUCACCAGUCGUCAGUGGAGUUUUCGUACAAAGACUAACAUUUUGCUGGAAUCUUACAUGACUUUGAUGAUAUUACUGAGACGUGCCGUGGAUGUGGGAUGUGCAAUAGUUCAAUAGUUAACGAGGUUUUGCCACAUUCAGGUACAAACAGGAUUGUUUUGAAGUUGUAAAAGUAGCGUGUGGUUUUAUUUUAAUUUUUUGACAUUCCUGUUCAUUUCUGACAUUCAUUAUCACAUAAUGUAAAGAGAAUUUAAAGAGACAUUCCAGUCAGAUAGAAGCUGACAUGGUCUUUGCUUUAACUUUUUAUUUUGUGACCAAUGAUUAUUUGAUACAAUAUUUUUAUUGAGUGAAUUUUAGGUGUAUAAUUUGUGCCAUUUAAAUGGCAGUUCUGCAGUUUUUCAACUCUCCCUGGAGCAUUUUAUCACUUUGCUACACAUCUGAAUUCAGGGAUCUUUAGUUUUUCUUUCAACUUAAGUCAUUAUUAACUUAUUAUUUUAAAAUAGCACAUGAUUCAUUCAUAACAUAAACUAAUAAGUGUGCUCUCAUCAGCUGCAGUAAAACCCAGAAACAAACCAUUUAAAAAAUAUACAAUUAUAUUAAUGUUUCUGUCUAAACUCAUAACUGUAUUUACCAUUCCCUCCCCUAUAGGUGGUGCUAUGAACAAAGUCUGAAUUUGUUGCUGCCACAUUAUUGCUUUAAUAUAAAUCUAAUUCUAUAAGUGUGCUCCUUCAACUGAGUGAAAACCAAAUGUAAGUGUUAUUUACACCAAAACUACAAAAAUGCUUGAUUUAAAAUACAUUACUUAAUUGAUCCCAGUCCUCCCAGUACACUUCUUCAAGUUCUAAUGGUAGCUGGUAUUCUUUUUGGUGGCCCAAUAAAAAUGACACAACUGAGAAUUAAUUUAACUGUAAUGUUUUUGCCUGCAUUUAAAAGUUUGAGACUGAAGUCACAGUACAACAGUGUUUCCUGGUUUUACAGCCUUGGUUGAUGGGAGCAGACUCUUCAGUUGUAGUUGAGGUGCUAAAGCAGCAGCUAUUUUUCUUCGUUUACAUUUAAACAGGUCAUGAGUAGAAAGAUGAUUCAGAUUCCACCAGCACUUGUGACACAAAUGUAGCCAUUACUUUGAACUCUUGACAUCCUUUCAAUUCAAUGUCCUCACCAACGACAGAGAUCCUCAACCAAAGCUGUGCCUUGACAUCAGACACAAGCGAAAGACAUGCAACAUAUUAGAAAAGGAGUGGGGAGUUUAAUGUAAAUAAGAGAAGCUUAGUACAUAUUGUAUUUUUUAGAGCAGUCAAACAAUCAAAAAACAACAACAAAACAAUCAAGUUCUUACAGUAGGAGAACAGUAGGGAAACAUUGACCAACAUGAUUGUGUUUAGACUUGGUGUGUAUUAAACCAUUUCCACUUAAAGGUUGAAAUUAGAUUUUGACCACAACUGACCAAAGGAGAAGUUAAGUGUGAUGGUUGUUGACAAUUUGAAGUCUUAAUGACAGGAAACAGUAAUGACUGCAACAUACAACAGGAUCCUUCUUUUUAUUACUUAGUUGGAACAUUGUUAUAUCAUUAAUUUCCUUUAUUUGUGGUUGUUUUUACAUUGAAUGCAAAUACGUGUUGUAAUAAAUCUCUGGAACUUGA
Cynoglossus semilaevis (tongue sole) is the source of this 2568-nucleotide messenger RNA. RefSeq names its product MIF4G domain containing b (gene mif4gdb). The record is from RefSeq and is a predicted model, not a curated record. NCBI's taxonomy places the organism in Eukaryota, Metazoa, Chordata, Actinopteri, Pleuronectiformes, Cynoglossidae. Gene Ontology annotation, cellular component: cytosol. Gene Ontology annotation, molecular function: translation activator activity. Gene Ontology annotation, biological process: regulation of translational initiation.